GUUCCUGCUAUUCAGCAGAAAAGAACUGUAGCAUUUCUAAACCAGUUUGUGGUUCACACAGUGCAGUUUCUCAACCGCUUUUCUACUGUUUGUGAAGAGAAAUUGUCGGCGCUUUCUCUUCGUAUCCAACAAAUUGAAACAACACUCAAUAUUUUGGAUGCAAAGUUAUCCUCUAUUCCUGGCUUAGAAGAUGUCAAAUUUGAAGUGUCCAGUGCAAAUAUGAAUAGCGUUACAAAUGGUCCUGUGGCACAAGCUACUACAGAUCAACAGACAGCUGUAUCACUUCAGUCUGGACAGAACAAUAUACAUGAAGAAGGGGUACAGAAAACAGAGGUAGUAACAGAAAAUGUCAGAACUGUUUCCAAGGAUCCAAGAUAUGCCAGAUAUCUCAAAAUGGUACAAGUGGGUGUUCCUGUAAUGGCAAUACGAAACAAAAUGAUUUCCGAAGGGCUAAAUCCAGAUCUUCUUGAGACCCCAGAUGCUCCUGUGCCUGCCUGGGGAGAUGAUGGGAAUGCAGAAGACAGUUCUGAUAGUGAAUCUUCAUUUAGUGACUAAAGAGACUGAUUUCAGCCUUUGGAAGCCUCUGUUAAGUGGUAAUGUGUUUGGAGCUUUAGCAGAAAAUGGUUUUGCGUGAGUCACAUGGGUGAUGUGGUUCGUCUGACAGCAUUUUUAAGAAGUAAGAUCCUGCAUGUUCUCUCCCAGAAAGUUUGAACAGGCAGCAUGUUUCAACCUGUACCUUUCCACUAUGAAAAUUAGUCGUGAGAUUUUUGCAAUUUUUGUGCUGCAUCAU
Molecule: messenger RNA, 790 nt
Organism: Phaethon lepturus (White-tailed tropicbird)
Lineage: Eukaryota; Metazoa; Chordata; Aves; Phaethontiformes; Phaethontidae
Gene: WASHC3
Product: coiled-coil domain containing 53
Exons: 6
Biological process (GO): exocytosis; actin filament polymerization
Cellular component (GO): WASH complex
Source: RefSeq, a predicted model, not a curated record